Molecule: messenger RNA, 1900 nt
Organism: Sipha flava (yellow sugarcane aphid)
Lineage: Eukaryota; Metazoa; Arthropoda; Insecta; Hemiptera; Aphididae
Product: transcription elongation factor B polypeptide 3-like
Exons: 5
Coding region: 556-1107 (183 amino acids)
Biological process (GO): transcription elongation by RNA polymerase II
Cellular component (GO): elongin complex; nucleus
Source: RefSeq, a predicted model, not a curated record
UGGCAAUCUAAUUGGAAAUUGAAGGCGUUUAAAUUGUAUUGGCACAUCUGUGGCCAAUACAAUUUAAUUUCCAGGCACGUCAUUGAGUAUAAACAUUAUAGAUUCUGAGCGAAGCGAGAAAUGUACAAAAUUUAACAUCAUGAUUUUUUUUUGUCUGUCUAUAAGAUGUUAUCAUUAAGGUACAUUUAAGUAAUUUUUUUUAUAAUUCUCAACAGUUUUCCAAAUAAUUAAGAUAAUAUAAAAUAUUUCACUUCAAAAGUAGUUGACAUAAAAUAUAAAUUUAAAUAUUCCGUUUCCAUGGUUGAUGAUGAUCUAUGAAAUGUUUACUUCUAAUAGUAACGAGCUUGAUAUUUCAUUCUUAUAUGAGAAUUUGUAUUAGCUACAUUCAAGUGACCAAGUGUAUUCGUAUAUGAGCUUACUGAAUAUUAAGUAAUAACCGUAUAAGUGAAGAUUAUAUCUUAAUAUAUUUGCGAUAAUAUUGUUGAAUAACUUGAUUUUUGAAAAAUCACUUUUUUCUUCAAUUUUGAUAAUAAUUUAUAAAACAAAUUGAAAACCAUGGACUCAGCUGCAGCAGGAAGUUCCACAAAACAACUGAACGAAAGCGGAUCAUCAUUAAAAAGUAAAAGAAAGCUCGUCGAGGAGAUUGAUCCAUUGAAUGAAAUGCUGUCGAGAAAAUAUAAGAGGACGAAGGUGUACGCUGGGAGUAAAAGGGCUAUGAAUCCAGAAGUUCCAAGUCUCAAAGAUACUUGCAUAAAUUCCCUAAAGAAGAACUUAGACGAUUUAAAAUCUACUCAAGGGAUCCCAUUCGACUAUCUGGAACCAGCCCUGAAAUUCGCUACUCCCGAGCAGUUGCACAGAAUUGAAAAAAAUAAUAUUUAUCUGAUGCAACACACCAAUGAACUGUGGGAACACCACACUAAAAAACAUUUCCCGAACGAGUACCCUUACAAAGAUGAAUCAUGGAGAGACGUGUACUUUACAUGCGUAGAAAAACGCGAAGAUAAAUUUAAUGUGUUGCGGUUGAUGAUGAAGUCGAACUCACUCAAUAAAAAACGUGGUAUUGUACUAGUACCAGCCGCGAAAUGUGAUACGAAGAAAAAAAAAUAAGAAAAGCACCUGAAUCUAAAGUAUCUGAAAAAACAAACAUCCACACACAAGACCGAAAAAUAAUAGUUAGAUUUUCGAGUUUUGAUAAUUUCAUACUCAAAUGAUGCUGGGAAAAUCAUGUUUUCAAAAUUCAAAUUCGACAGAUCGUUAAACAUUUUAAAAAUGUUAAAUUGGUAUAUCAAUUAUCACUUAUCAGUGCUCCAAAUUUAAAUUGUUAUCAUCAGUUAAAUACAACCAAUCAGAGCUCGCGAUUUGGUUAUGGGUCUCUAGGAAUGUAUGGUAUGCUUAUAUGCCGCCAGGAAAGAAGGCUCGAGAAGAAAGAAACAUUGGUAAAAGAGUGUCGAGGAAAUGUUCUACGUGUUUAAUUCUAUUUGAAGAUUUAUAGAGUGAAUGAAAGGUGUUUUCCAGAUUUUUUGCGAAAUUAUUUGCUUAGUCUUUUUUUGAUGUAGCCCAACUACCAUUGCUGUCGCAUAAGGUACGUGGAGGAUUGUAGACACGAAAAUGUUUAUUAGUAGCUUUCCAAAGGGUAUCAUUAGGUUUGUUCGUUUAGGAAAAAAAGUGUACACUAAUUAGUGUAGUGUCUGGGUGAAUUGAAAGUAGAAUUGAACAAUAGUUAAGUAAACUUUUUGUAUAAUAUUUAAUAUUAAUAAUUAACAAUUGUAAUAUUAAAAGAAAUAGAAAUACAAAAUUUGAACGUGAUGGAGUUUUGUAACUCUUCCGAUGACGAAAUAUUGUUAGAGUUGUGGAAUCCUAUCAAAAUCCCAGCAGCUGUAUAUGUAAACGAUGACGACGA